Messenger RNA from Macadamia integrifolia, 1468 nucleotides. RefSeq lists its product as uncharacterized. The record is from RefSeq and is a predicted model, not a curated record. The transcript has 2 exons. Bases 29 to 1009 code for a protein of 326 amino acids. Gene Ontology annotation, molecular function: protein dimerization activity. Lineage: Eukaryota; Viridiplantae; Streptophyta; Magnoliopsida; Proteales; Proteaceae.
UGCAGCUAAUUAUGUUGCAGUUGGUAGAAUGUUGAUGGAAAAACGGAGUAAGCUUUAUUGGACUCCUUGUGCAGCUCAUUGUUUGGACCUCAUGUUAGAGGACAUUGGCAAGUUGAAAGCUUAUAAAACAACAAUAGAGAGGGCAAAAACAAUGACAAGUUUUAUCUACAGACAUUACAAACUUGUUGAUGCUUUGAGGAAAAAGACAAAUGGAAUAGAUCUGGUGAGGUCUGGAGUUACAAGAUUUGCUACCUCAUUCUUGACACUACAAAGUUUGUACAAGAACAAGGAUGCCUUGAAGCAAUUAUUUGUAUCUGAUGAUUGGAAUAGUUCUAAGUUGUCCAAGACAGAGGCAGGUAAGAAAGUACUUGAGACAAUACUUGCACAAACAUUCUGGAACAGUGUACUAGAUUGCUUAAGAGCAUCCCAACCAAUUUUAGUUGUCUUGAGGUUAGUAGAUGGUGAUGAGAGGCCUGCAUUGCCUGAAGUUUAUUUGGCAAUGGAAAUAGCAAAAAAAAAGAUAAAAGUAAAUUUUGCCAACAAAGAACGGUCAUGGAAGAAGGUGUUAGCAAUUAUUGAUGAUCGUUGGGAGGUCCAAAUGGAUCGACCUUUAUAUGCUGCUGCCUUUUACCUAAAUGCUAGCAAAUAUUUUGACUACAUCAAUGAUGAGAGACUCCCUUUUGAAGAAUCAUGUAAAAUACAAGAUGCAUUCAUGUCAGUUAUUGAAAGAAUGGUGCCCGACUUAACUGUGCAAGACAAGAUCAUACGUGAGUCUCAAUUGUACAGAAAAUGUGAAGGUAGCUUUUCAAGGAGUUUGGCUCUUAAACAACGGAUAGCUGGUGAAGGAGCAUUGGAUCCUAUCUCUUGGUGGCAAACACAUGGAUCUUCGGCCCCUACGCUUCAACAAUAUGCAAUACGCAUAUUAGGCCUUUGUUGCUCCGCUUCUGGUUGUGAGCACAAUUGGAGCACAUUUGAUUUUGUACGUAUGAUCUUAUAUAUUAGUUUGUAAUUAUACUUUUUACAUCUAUUUCUUGACUUAAAUAAAGAGUAUUUAUGGAUUCAGAUUCACACCAAAAAGAGGAAUAGACUAGAACAUCAGCGCUUGAAUGAUCUAGUCUAUAUCCAAUAUAAUCGUCGGCUUCAUUCAAGGUUCCAAGAAAGAAGGGAAAAAGGCAGCAAUUGUGAUCCAUUAAUUCUUGAUGAAAUGAAUUGGAGUAGUGAAUGGAUAACAGGGGAUCAAGAAGAUGGAGAUUUAGUCCAUCCUAGAGACGACCUCACAUGGGGAGAUGUUGAUAGAGCAGUUGGUGCAUCUACAUCGGUGGGGGGUCGUAAUUUACCUAGGAGGGCUCAAGGAUCAACAAGUGCAGCCAAUAUUUGCUACACACGUCGUGGUAGGGGAAGGGCCACUAUUGAGGAAUCGUCAGAUGAUGAAGUUGAAGAAAGGUCCACGAUGUGGUGCGUGAUGAUG